This is a messenger RNA of Mizuhopecten yessoensis (Yesso scallop), 1213 nucleotides long. Its product is annotated as 3-oxoacyl-[acyl-carrier-protein] reductase FabG-like. NCBI's taxonomy places the organism in Eukaryota, Metazoa, Mollusca, Bivalvia, Pectinida, Pectinidae. Gene Ontology annotation, molecular function: oxidoreductase activity. The transcript has 9 exons. The record is from RefSeq and is a predicted model, not a curated record. Bases 33 to 812 code for a protein of 259 amino acids.
CUUUGGAAUCCAACGUCACACAGGAAAACAAAAUGGCUGCGUCCAGUCUGUCGGGGAAAGUGGCCCUUAUAACAGGAGCUAGUUCUGGUAUUGGAGCAGCCACCGCUGCUUUGUUUUCAAAACUUGGUGCCAGUUUAGCUUUAACUGGGCGUAAAGAAGACAAUCUUCAGAAAAUUGGACAAAAAUGUUCAGAGGGUAACGGUGAAAAGCCCCUCCUAGUUCCUGGAGAUCUUGCUAAAGAGGAGGACAUUAAAAAAGUCUUUGAUAAAACUGUGGAACACUAUGGAAAGCUUAACAUUUUGGUCAACUGUGCAGGGAUCAUUGAGUUAGGUAGUAUUGAAACAACCUCCCUUCAACAGUAUGAUAAGAUCUUCAAUGUAAAUGUAAGAUCUAUCUAUUACCUGACCAUGCUUGCUGUUCCAUACCUGGUCAAAUCUCAAGGAAACAUUGUCAAUGUGUCCAGUGUGAAUGGAAUACGUUCUUUUCCAAAUGUGCUGGCUUACAACAUGUCAAAGACUGCUCUGGAUCAGUUCACAAGAUGUGUUGCUCUUGAACUAGCUCCUAAACAAGUUAGGGUAAACAGUGUCAAUCCCGGUGUCAUUAUCACCGAGUUACAGAAGAGAGGUGGCCUAGAUGAGGAAGCUUAUGCCAAGUUCCUUGAGCGGUCCAGGGAGACACAUGCUAUGGGCAGGCCGGGUGAGCCAGAUGAGGUGGCUAAUGCUAUAGCUUUCCUUGCCUCUGACAACUCCUCGUUUGUGACGGGCGCCUCCAUUCCCGUGGAUGGGGGUCGGCACGCCAUGUGUCCACGAUAAACUCGCUGUUAAGUAGUGUCAGGAUGAAUUUCAGGAUUACCUUGGUAAAUACGCAACAUCAUUGGUGGAUCCAGGAGAUAUUCCAGGACUGCAGGUGACGUCACCAAACCAGUCUACCAAUUUUCUUAAAAAGCUACAUUGUAUGUGUUUCUAUCACUGAAUAUGCGUGCUUUGAAACUGAGUGAUCAAAUUGUACAAGUGUUUGGAGAGAGACUUUAUUUGCAUGUUUUGUUGAACAAAGCUGGGUGUUCGUUAGCAAAUGCUCAUUUGUGAAGAAGUAUAUACACUAUUUUCAGGGAGUCGUAGCUAUAUAUAUAAUUUUGUUUCAUUAUAGCUAGACUUUGGAUAAGAUUCUGUAAAUGACACAUUUAGUGUUUUUAAAAUAAAAAAAGCAUUGUGUC